AUGGUCAGCGAAACCGACGUGGCGACAGCUGCGUUGGCUAUAGCGAUCUCAGCCUUGGUCAUCGCAGCCGGUCAACUUAUCGCCCAGCUAUUUUCGACUGCAGACGGUUACCGCAGAUGCCAGCCUUCUGUCAUUGGAGAGUGGUAUAAAUUGGUAGAAUUGAAGUUCCGGUGGAGCUCAUUUCGAUAUGAAGUCAAGGUCACGACACCUCACUUCGAGAUUCGCCCAAUGGCUGAUUUCGAAGAGCGCGAGUCUUUUCUAUUGGACCAGAAUAAGCCCCUUCCAGAGUUUCCUUGGUCUUUGUUUACACUAAAGUCACGAUACCUGGCCUAUCCUUGGAAGCCAGCACCACUCCUGGGUACUCAAGGUUCGCGCCGGGGCACUUUCUCUGAUGACAGAAGGAAAUUUUUUGGUAGAGUUACAAAAACAGCGACGGCCGAACACAAGGCUUACACACGCAUAGAUAGUACAGGAGACGAUGUUCCUACGUGGGUAGCUUUACUGAACGAUGCCCACAGCUGCCAGUCUGUCGAACUUCGUCUCCGUGUAGACUACAAUGUUCCCCCAUGGUAUUGGAACAGUGAUAUAGCACCCAUAUGUAUCACAAGGAAAACCCGUUCUUGGGACUUCAUGCCGCCGGAUAUCGUGCGACCAGUCUCUAGCACAACAGUGGGCGAUCUAAUCACGAUGGCAUAUCGUUUAGGUAUGAUAUGGUCAGACUUCCGACUUGAUGAAGGCAAGAUGCGUGCUAGCGGCAACGGACGAAGCUUCUCCGCAUCGAUAGUACGCGGUAUGGGGCUGGUCGUUGAGUAUAGUGGGAACGGGUCCUAUAGAAUUUGGGACGGGGUAGAUAGUAUACUCAGUGUCGCUGCUGAUAAGGUUGAUCCCCAAGCUACUGUUUCUGAAGCACCCAAUGCGACAUUGGACUAUUCAAGAUAUGUCACAAGGCGUUGCCUACUUGCAAACCUAGCUUACGAGCAUAAGAUGACCUGUGGGAUCAUACCUGCCAAGCGCAAUACGGUCAGGGGCAGGGAUCUACUUUUGAGGACUACACAAUCGCCUCAGGAUUUGGAACUCAAGCAACCAUUUUCAGUUCUCGACAUAUAUGGGGAUGCCAAAAUAGCUUUAGAAGCAAGUUUGUCGCAUCCAGAUCCGGCUCAUAGACUUCCCGCGUUCACGGACGUCAUGGGAUUAUGGGGCAAUUGGAUCCUCCUCGAGAGCCUUGGUACGAACAAAAUCGACAACCCAUUUCCCUUCCCAUUAACAACGAUGGGUGAAAGACCAGAGUCACGUCACGUUUGGAGGUCGGAGCUUAGAAAACAAGAGUCAUCGCUCUCAGAUACGCGUAAGCGAGUGCUGCAGUUCUACGACGACUGGGAACUCCAUGAUCCUCAAAGAUUCGUGAAUAACUACCGGCUUUACACGACAUCAGAUCGUCAGUUCACAUUCUUCAAGAAGGCGUUUGACGACACAACAGCAUACUUUGAUGGAACUUCGAAAGCCAUUGACCCAGACUUCUCUGAUCGGACAUACGAACUACUUAUAAGUGCGCACAUCUCCGUUAACGCACACAGUGUUGAACAAGCCGAGAAAAAUGUCAAGAACAAGGUAGUACGGGAAAAUGACUCGCUUCCGGACAGUCUAGAUCCAAUCUUCAAAGAGCGCGCUUAUAUUUACGCCGAAAAUGUACCCAAAUUUGUGGAGGGUAUGAAGAGGAGUCGGUUCCAUGAUCCCAAAAAGAAUAUCUCGUAUGAAGACAUAUGGUGGAUACUGAUGAUGCGCCUCCAUGCGUGGACUAUGAGCGUCAACUGGGUCGAUGACAGAAGAGGCGUGAAGAUCCCGAGCGAACACUACUAUAGUCCAGCUCGAGUGUACAUCUUGUAG
Molecule: messenger RNA, 1884 nt
Organism: Alternaria burnsii
Lineage: Eukaryota; Fungi; Ascomycota; Dothideomycetes; Pleosporales; Pleosporaceae
Exons: 4
Coding region: 1-1884 (627 amino acids)
Source: RefSeq, a predicted model, not a curated record